This is a messenger RNA of Schistocerca gregaria, 1452 nucleotides long. RefSeq lists its product as uncharacterized. The coding region runs from base 8 to 1441 and encodes 477 amino acids. Gene Ontology annotation, molecular function: aminopeptidase activity; zinc ion binding. Lineage: Eukaryota; Metazoa; Arthropoda; Insecta; Orthoptera; Acrididae. The record is from RefSeq and is a predicted model, not a curated record. Gene Ontology annotation, biological process: proteolysis. The transcript has 3 exons.
GUUUCGAAUGAAUUCAGAAAUAGGUGAUCAGCUUGCGGACAAAUUUUUAGAAUUUUUGAACCAGUCUAGGUCGGCAUACGCCGCAGUAAAAACGGCAAAAGAAUUAUUGGUCAAAAACCGGUAUCGGUACAUUUCUGAAAAGGAAAGCUGGCGAGGCGUGAUUAAGCACGGAGAACGUUACUUUACGACUCGAAACCAGUCUACGAUCGUGGCAUUUGCUAUUGGUCAGCGGUUCAAUCCAGAUGAUGGUUCAGGUUUCAACAUUGUAGCGGCACAUACCGACAGUCCGUGCCUGAAGGUCAAACCAGUUAGCCGUAUUCAAGGCGCCGGGCUCCUGCAAGUGGGCGUCGAGUGUUAUGGGGGAGGAUUGUGGCACACGUGGUUCGAUCGAGAUCUUAGCAUAUCUGGUCGCGUUUUGGUACAACGAGGGCACCAAAUUGUGUCGCACGUCAUCAGCAUUGAUGGGCCGAUCCUCCGCAUUCCCACGCUGGCCAUUCACUUGAGUAAGAGAGUUAACGCCGAUGGGUUUAAUUUCAAUCUGGAGCAACAGCUGGUUCCGGUCAUUGCAUCUGAAGACUUCGAUAUGCUCCAUUCUACGUUAGACAACCCGAAAGUAACACAUCAUGACGCCCUGUUGAGUAUUCUUGCGAAGGAGUUGAAUUGUCGCGUCGAAGAAAUACUAGAUUUCGAUCUGAGCUUGGCAGACGCCCAAGAGGCAGUGCGGGGAGGCGCCUAUAAAGAGUUCGUAUUCGGUGGUCGACUCGACAACCUGUUUAUGUCGUGGUGCAGUUUGCGUGCCUUGCUGGAAGCAACCGACCGAGACGAGCAAUUGGUCAAUCAACCGCAGGUGCAAAUGGUCGUCUUGUUUGACAACGAAGAGAUUGGGUCGGCGAGUGCGCAAGGGGCGGCGUCCUCUUUAUUGAGCGAGGUCGUUCAGCGGGUUUGCGAUGCGAUGAGCCAUAAUUCGCAGCAACGAGUCGACACCGCCUCGUUGAUGAGGCGUUCGAUGCUGCUUUCGUGCGACAUGGCACAUGCCUGGCAUCCUAACUACAGAGCGGAGCAUGAGCUGAAUCACACACCCCGCAUGCACGGCGGGGUCGUUAUAAAACAAAAUUGCAACCAUCGAUACGCGACGUCGGCGGAGUCAAGAUGCAUCCUCAACAAACUUGCCCAACAGCACAACAUACCAGUACAAAACUUCGUCGUGCGAAACGACAGCCACUGUGGAUCAACGAUCGGGCCCAUCGUGUCCACGCAGUUGGGCAUCCGCUGCAUUGACAUAGGCAUCGCACAACUUUCUAUGCACAGCAUAAGAGAAAUGGCCGGCAUUAUCGAUUUGUUCUACGCCGUUCGACUAAUCAAGGAAUUCUUCUUGAACUUUUCCACAAUAGAUCGUAGCGUGAUCAGCGACGACUAUGUCCCAACCACCCUGCCAGCUUAAACGCUCCCUAA